GAUCGCGCAGGGAGCUGCGGGCCCGGCCCGGGCGCUGCCUGCCGGGGCGUCUCCCGGCCCGUCGCUUAUUUAACCCCGGGGGCGGGGCGGGUGCUUACACAACGGCCGGAGCGGCGCCAUGUCCUGGUACCGGAGCGCCGUGUGGUUCCUGAAGGGGCUGCGGGAGUACACCAGGGGUGGCUAUGACUCUGCGUCCAAACACUUUGUUCCGGCAGAUUUGGAGGUAAAUGUAACCGGAAGAUCCUUCAUGAUUACUGGAGCAAACAGUGGUAUUGGCAAAGCAACUGCAACGGAGAUAGCAAAGAGAGGUGGCACACUUCAUCUGGUUUGCAGGAAUAAAGAGAGAGCUGAAGAAGCUAAAAGAGAAAUAACAACAGAAACUGGUAAUCAGAAUAUCUUUUUGCACAUUCUGGAUAUGUCUAAUCCCAAGGGAAUUUGGGAGUUUGCUGAAAAAUUCAAGACUGAACAUAAGUUAAAUGUCUUGAUCAACAAUGCAGGCUGCAUGGUAAACAAAAGAGAACUAACAGAGGAUGGACUUGAAAAGAACUUUGCUACAAAUACCUUGGGUACAUACAUUCUCACAACUGCUCUGCUGCCUUUGAUGGAAAAAGAAGAUGAUCCCAGAGUUAUAAUUGUCUCUUCAGGAGGGAUGUUGGUUCAGAAAUUAGAUGUAUCUGAUUUGCAGUCCGAAAACGUAACAUUUGAUGGUACUAUGGUCUAUGCCCAAAACAAGAGACAGCAAGUAGUCUUGACAGAACAAUGGGCUAAAGUGCACAAAAACAUCCAUUUCUCUGCCAUGCAUCCUGGCUGGGCAGAUACACCAGCGGUGAGAUCAGCGAUGCCAGAGUUCUAUGAAAAGAUGAAGAACAAACUACGCACAGAGGCUCAGGGAGCCGAUACAGUAGUAUGGCUGGCAGUCUCACCUGCAGCAGCUAAGCAAACAAGCGGCCUGUUCUUCCAAGACCGGCAACCUGUUUCUACCCACUUGCUCUUGGCCAGAACAUAUUCUUCACCAGAGGAGGAAGAGAAGCUAAUAGAAGCUUUGGAAGAGCUUUCCCAGAAAUUUAAACCCACUUGAUCAUGGCUUUAGGCAUUUAUCACUACUCAACUGAAAAGAAACGAAGCUUUGAAUUACAAUACUAGCAGAACUGUAUUAAUGUGUUACAAAUGAGUUUGCUACAACUAAUAGACUUAAGUAGAAUCAUAGUUCACCUUUUAUAACUAACAUGUUGUAAUGCAGGCUUUCAUAAGAUAGGCAACUGCAUGAUAGCUUAUGCUAUGAAUUCAGAUUUUGCUCCCCUGAAGUCCUACUGCUGUCAUAUCAUACAUUAAGGUACAUUCACCUUGCUUCAGGUAUGUACAGGAAACAGCAGAAGGAGGUAUUUCAGUAGUGGGUUGCUCAAUGUCCCUGUAACAAGCAGAUUGUAGCCUAGCACCCUUACUAAUUAAAGCUCUAUUUCCUAGUGACUGCCCUAUAAACAGGUGGGGCUACAAUCACUUAAUUCAGGAGUAGGUACCCCUUCAUUUUUAGUGGCACUCACAGUGCCUGGGUCCUGGCCACUGGUCUGGGGGGCUCUGUAUUUUAAUUUAGUUUUAAAUUAAGCAUCUUACACA
Molecule: messenger RNA, 1614 nt
Organism: Mauremys reevesii (Reeves's turtle)
Lineage: Eukaryota; Metazoa; Chordata; Testudines; Geoemydidae
Gene: DHRS12
Product: dehydrogenase/reductase 12
Exons: 10
Coding region: 119-1078 (319 amino acids)
Source: RefSeq, a predicted model, not a curated record